ACCUGGUCGCUCUUCUGUUGCUAGUGGAUUUAAAACACCGGACAGAGUUUCAUCCUAUUUAAACCAUGAGCACUGAAGCGCCGGAGAAAGCGGGUGAGGAUGGAACCGGCCCCGGCGGAGCUGCCGGCGGCGGCGGUGGUACCCGCUUCGAUCUGGAGAAGGAGACGGAGCUGCGCUUCGAGGUGGAGGCGGGAGAGCGGGUGCAGCUGGAACUCCUGUCGGGUCUGGCCGAGGUGUUCGGAUCCGAACUGAACCGGAAUAAGAAGUACACGUUCGGAGCCGGGUCCAAGAUCGCCGUGUUUACGUGGCAGGGGUGCAGCCUGUCGCUCUCGGGCAAGACGGAGGUGGCGUACGUCUCCAAGGACACGCCCAUGCUGCUGUACAUAAACACACACGCCGCGCUGGAGCAGAUGAGGCGACAGGCCGAGCGGGAGAACGAGCGCGGACCUCGGGUCAUGGUGGUGGGACCGACCGACGUCGGGAAAUCCACGCUGUGUCGGCUGCUGUUGAACUACGCGGUGAGGUUGGGCAGGAGACCCACGCUGGUGGAGCUGGACGUCGGACAAAACAGCGUGUCCGUUCCCGGGACGAUGUCGGCGCUUUACAUCGAGCGUCCAGCAGACGUGGAGGAGGGUUUCUCAGUGCAGGCGCCUCUGGUCUUCCACUUCGGAUCGACCACGCCCGGGACCAACAUCAAACUCUACAACAAGCUGACGUCGUGCCUGGCGGAGGUGUUCUCUCAGCGCUGCGAGGUGAACCGGCGCGCCAGCGUGGGCGGCUGCAUCAUCAACACCUGCGGCUGGGUGAAGGGCUCGGGGUACCAGGCGCUGGUCCACUGCGCCUCGGCCUACCAGGUGGACGUGGUGCUGGUGCUGGACCAGGAGCGGCUCUACAACGAGCUGAAGCGCGACCUGCCGCACUUCGUCCGCGUGGUCCUGCUGCCCAAGUCCGGCGGCGUGGUCGAGCGCUCCAAGGACUGCCGGCGCGAGACGCGCGACGACAAGAUCCGCGAAUACUUCUACGGUUUCCGUGGCAACUCCUUCUACCCGCACGCGUACGACGUGCGCUUCUCGGACGUCCGGAUCUACAAGAUCGGCGCGCCGUCCAUCCCGGACUCGUGCCUGCCGCUGGGCAUGUCGCAGGACGACACGCAGCUGAAGCUGGUGCCCGUCAGCCCCGGGCGCGACCUGACCCACCACGUGCUGAGCGUCAGCUGCGUGGAGGACGAGGUGGAGGAGGGCGCGGUCCGCAGGGGGAUUUUGGAGAGUCCGGUGUGUGGGUUCAUCGUGGUCACGGCCGUGGACACCCAGGCUCAGGUGAUGACCGUGCUGUCCCCCGCCCCGAGACCUCUCCCCCGGCACACGCUCCUCAUCAUGGACAUCCGCUUCAUCGAUCUGAAAUAAAGACGUGCAGGAGCGGCGCGGGGGGGGGGGCGUCCUCGUACCCCUGAGGUUUGGGUGGGGGUGUGUGGGGGCGGGCUGUGUUCUGCAGAAGGUCACAUGAACUGGAAUAUCAUCAGCAGUGUUCUUGAGUGUUCGAUCUUGAGUGUUUCGGUUCUUUAUUCAAGUGUUUGAACGUUUUUUUCUGCUCGUUCACGUUGUUUUGUAAAAAUAAACUGAUUUGUAAGUAUUUUAAUAAUCGACUCCGAGAUUUUAUUGUAUUUUUGUUUAUUAAAGCAACUUUGGAACCAAA
Trichomycterus rosablanca is the source of this 1692-nucleotide messenger RNA. RefSeq names its product cleavage factor polyribonucleotide kinase subunit 1 (gene clp1). The record is from RefSeq and is a predicted model, not a curated record. Gene Ontology annotation, biological process: tRNA splicing, via endonucleolytic cleavage and ligation. NCBI's taxonomy places the organism in Eukaryota, Metazoa, Chordata, Actinopteri, Siluriformes, Trichomycteridae. The coding region runs from base 66 to 1403 and encodes 445 amino acids. Gene Ontology annotation, molecular function: polynucleotide 5'-hydroxyl-kinase activity. Gene Ontology annotation, cellular component: mRNA cleavage factor complex; nucleus. The transcript is spliced from 6 exons.